AUGGACUCAAAAGGUGCGGCUGUAGCAGCUUUGAAGAAAGCAGCGGUCUUAGACAUAAACAAGGGCAAUCUUGAGAAAGCUGUUUUGAAAUUACAAAAGCUUUUACAAGUCUGUAAGGCUAGGAAAGAAGACACAGCCAGCAGGAGUACUAUCCCAUUAUGGUCAAUGUUGGGAGAAGCUUACAAGAAGCAGAACAGUCUGCAAUCAGCUGUCAGAGUCUUCAAACACAUUCUGGAGAUUGAUCCCGAGAGUUUACUAGCUCAUGUGCAAGUAAGAAUUAAAGUGGCUAUGUCUAACGUUGAUGAUUAACACAAAAGCUAAAAAUGGUUAACAUAAGAUGGCUUUUUAGUUGAUGAUAGUGUACCAGCUGAUGGGAAAGUAUGAAGAAGCGUUGGAGACCGGAAAAACUUUAAAGUCUUUUGAAAUUCCAGCGAAUUUGGUUAAUUACGUGGAGCUACAGUAUGCUUAUACUACUGCCUUGUUCGCCAAAAGCAAAGAAACUAGUCAGGAACGAGUUGAGCUCAUCAGUUUAGACUUUCCAGAUCUGCAAAGACUGUUGAAGGAUGGAGUAGAUUCCGUUUUUCUGUACAAAACAUUGGCUAUCGUCUACGAGAUUCUUCAGGGGUAUUUAUUAUAUGUUAUCUUUCUGUAACAUGUCAGUCUUAUUUAAAAUACAAUUUUUAUUGAACAUAUAUACAAAAGUAAGAUCUGAACCUAAAUGUCUGUAGAAGGUUAUUCUAAGUACUGCUUGACUAUUAAAGUUACAAAAAAGAUAUUUAAUGUUUAGGUUGUACGGUAAAGCCUUCAUUGAUGCGGUAGAUCAGUUAAAGUUGGCAGAGUACGGUCUUCCGAACAAGUUGGAGAUAAUAAAGAAGAGAGUUAGCUAUCUGAAGAUUGUGCUUGAAAGAAACAACAAGUUUGUGGAUUCGUGGUACGAUCUAGCGUUGGGAUUGGUCAGUUUCUAUGAUUACACUGGUGAACAAAAUCAUUUGUCAAGGUAAUUUCUAAAGUUAUGCUGCAAAGUGUCACAAACUAAUGUUUUUUUAAGUAAUGUCAUACAUAGCGUUCAUUACUGUGUAACUUACUACGAGUAUUAUUUUUAAAUUUUACAAGAAAUUUGUUAACUAUGUAUUGUAAUGUCUUUUAGCGCGAUUGACUGUUUGAAAGCGGCCAUAACUUCAAAAUGCUCCAUUCAGAAGAAGUCUCAGUUCUACGUAUUGUAUGGAGUUGUCCAUUCCAAGUUGCGACAACUUCAGAAGGCUUCACAUUGUUUUAUCCGAGCUAUUCAGUUGAACAAGUUCAAUGACAAGGCUUGGUGUGCCUUGUCUUUGGUCUACCUUCGGAUUCAUCAGGUAGGUAUUGUUGGCUUUGAGGCUUAUUGUUACAAUGUUUAUUGCUUUUUAGCUAAAUAUAUGCAAUCUUACAGUGCUGUUGGCGCGAUGUUUAUAAGUGUCCUUAUUUUAGUACGAUGCAGCCUUCCAAACCAUGCAACUGGCUCAACAGAUAAAUCCCAACUAUAUGAUCACAUGGUUUGCUCAUGUAAGGUACUUUUACAUUGUUUCAUUUACUGAGUACAUAUGAGUUUGUGUCAUAAUUUAUUGUAUAAUAUCUUCGCGUUUUAUAGGCUUUGCACGCUGAAUCUUCGAAUCACUACGAGACGAUGGAUUUGUAUAGACAUACCAUUGCUCUUCAGCCACAUGUAAGUAGUACUCUUUGUUAUACUACAUGGUUUAUGAGAGUUUACUUAAGGUUAAUAUCCUUAUUCCGUGUGAACCGCUGAGUAUGCUUUUCAUGUGUUAGUGUUGACUAUUAUUACUGUGGUGUUUUUUAGAAACUUGCGGUUCAAAAGUACGCGUAUUACUUGUCAAAGAUGUUGAAAGGAAAGAAAAAGCUGGAUCAACAUACGAUGAUCGACUGUGACAAAGUCAUCAAUCUUAAAGGUAAGGAGUAUAAGGACUAUUUUUUGUGACAAAGAUAAUCAAAAGUGUUACUGUGUAGUUUAGAAACCCUACUAUAAGUGUCAUUGUAUAUGACAGUUCUUAUGCUAUGUAUACGAGGUGACUUAUGAGCAAAUAUGUAUCACUAGACUUCUGAAGUAAUAUCUAUGACUAAAUAACAUAAGAUUUUUAGAUUUCACUCCUAUGAACUCCAAGGCCUUGCUGGCUGUCCUCUUACUGGCUGAACGGUUCUGGUGCUUAGACGAAGCCGCCUCUAUUUCGAAUAGCCUACUACAAUAUCCACCAGCUCAACCUCAUAUUGCUCGGGUUUUAACGUAAGCAAACUUAUAGCUUUAUAUGUAUUAUAAUAUGCAUAUUAAGAUGUAAAUUAGUACAGUAUAUUAACUUAUAAACUCAAAUUUAGGAAGGCCAAAAUGGGAGAAACGGAAGCUUUGGAUAAUAUUCAACUGAAGAACAUUGCUCAAUUUUACAAGAAUUCGGCUGAUUCUGUGUUAGAAACUUUGAAAUUGAUACCAGAAGUUGGAAAAUUGAUCGAAGCUACAGAAAAGAAUGAUGCUACCGAGUUUGGCCAGGUUUUUACGGCUGCUUUAUACCCAUUCGUGGUCUGCCUCUUCCUAAUUUUUGGUUAUGUAAGUGAUUUGGGUAAUUUUGUAAAUAAAAAUGUAUAGAAAACAAACAUUACUUUUUGCAGUUCAAACACAAUUUUACAUUUAUUGUAGGCAGAUUGUUGAUCUAGCGAUUUACCGUUGUCAGAUUGUUGAUGUUGUUUUGGUAAAGAUAAUUAUAGGAGGCCACAAAUGAACUAAAACAAGCUAUGAAGACAAAGAGACCGUUGCACCUUCUGGCCGACUUUUACCCUCAAGGCAUGAAGUCCCUGGAAGAACUUCAAUACCAAAAAGACGAAGGCUUCAUCGUGACUGAAAGUCACCUGACUACGGUAAGAACUUAAGCACAGCUAUUGAAGUAUGAUAGCUAUCUAUCGCGAUAGACCUCAACAUCAUCCUUUGGAAUAAAACACGGCACUAAUUUAUUCAAAUUUUUACAAAAAAAAGUAAACAAUCUUUAUGUUAAUCCACGAACACGAUUUCAGAGGUUGUAUGAAUUGCUGAAGACGAAAUACGAUACAGUGUAA
Molecule: messenger RNA, 3090 nt
Organism: Bursaphelenchus okinawaensis
Lineage: Eukaryota; Metazoa; Nematoda; Chromadorea; Rhabditida; Aphelenchoididae
Source: the annotation of a GenBank genome assembly